This is a messenger RNA of Cloeon dipterum, 660 nucleotides long. RefSeq names its product U-scoloptoxin(19)-Sm1a. The transcript has 3 exons. NCBI's taxonomy places the organism in Eukaryota, Metazoa, Arthropoda, Insecta, Ephemeroptera, Baetidae. The coding region runs from base 68 to 589 and encodes 173 amino acids. The record is from RefSeq and is a predicted model, not a curated record.
GCAAAUAUAGGCGCCUGCAGUUUCCCACGCUUCGUUAGUGUGGAAGAGAAAACGCAACAGAACGAACAUGCUUCGCAGGUGCCUGCUGCUCGCCUUGGUGGCCGCCCUGGCCGCUGGCCUCCCCACCGAAAGCCAGCUGACCACAGAAGAUACCACACAAGUGGUUCCUGAAAUCGAGGACGUGGAGGAGGAUACAGACGUGCCGAUGACGUCGACGGUGGAUCCUGCGCCAGCAUCGCCCGUUGUGCCGGAGGUGCCUGAAGAGUUGACGCUGAGCAACGCCAUCACGAACGGCGUGAGCAUGCUGAGCUCAAGCGUGCACAACGAGCCAGCGUGUCUGCGCACUGGGGGAAACUGCCUGCCGGCGAUCGAGUGUCCCGUUGGGGCCCUCAGCCCCCAGAAGGGUCUCUGCCCGGAUCAACAGGACCUCGGCGUUGAAUGUUGCCACGGACUUUCGCUGUUGGAGAAGCGCUGCACCAUGCGCGGCGGACAAUGCAUGAAGACAAGCCAGUGCUCACGUUCCUUGGUUGAGGACAGAGCCGAAGACUGCCCUGACGACAAAAUUUGCUGCGUCCUUGUCCGGUUCUGAUCAUCCAACAAAAAUCAUCCGUUUGUAAAUAGCGCAAAUAAAAGGUUUUCUAUAGCACACACCGUAGUAAA